Molecule: messenger RNA, 591 nt
Organism: Drosophila arizonae
Lineage: Eukaryota; Metazoa; Arthropoda; Insecta; Diptera; Drosophilidae
Source: RefSeq, a predicted model, not a curated record
UUGACAGAAACCCAAAUUAGCUCAUACAAAAAGCAGUGCUAAUAAUAUUGUAAGACUUUUGCUCCGAUAGCUGGCACUUGUUUGCUGCCGUGGCCAGGACAAUGCGGCCGAAUGGUCCCAAUCAGGCGCCUCGACGUAAGCUCAUACCAAACCUAUUCAGUAGCAUCCUGAGGGUGGUCGCCGAGUCGGACCGUCCGCUGACGCAGCACGAGAUCGUCGAGGCCGUGUCGGAGCGCUUGGAUCGUUCCGAUGAAGAGCUCAAGCGGCAAGUAACUGUCAACCUGCACGAUGCCCUCAUCUAUGGGUACCUGCGUGUUAAGAACUAUCGCUAUUCGAUUGUGCCCAGUCGCGUGGAUCCGAAUGAGCCGCGGGAGCAAAACCGUAAUGCAUCGCGCUACGAGUCCCCACAUAGCAAUAGGAGUCGCGACGAUGCUGUCAAGCAAUCAGCCAAUCAGCAGGCAAAGGCCGAGGAGGAAAGUACGCAAUAAUAUAGCCAAAGUAUCAGAUGUCCCUCAAUAGACCAAUAUUAACAAAUUCACCGAAGAUAUUGUAGAAUAUAUUUGAAUACAAAAUAAAUGAAAGGAUAAAGCA